This is a messenger RNA of Labrus bergylta (ballan wrasse), 3789 nucleotides long. RefSeq names its product sarcalumenin. The record is from RefSeq and is a predicted model, not a curated record. NCBI's taxonomy places the organism in Eukaryota, Metazoa, Chordata, Actinopteri, Labriformes, Labridae. Gene Ontology annotation, molecular function: GTP binding.
GGAAGGCCCCUGGCAGCCAAAAUGAAGUCUGUGCUGUGUGUGUGCUGCGUGCUGGCUCUGCUGGCUCUGACUGCUGCAGGGUCCUCCAUCCACGAUGAGGAGCCUUUGGUGCGUUUGCAGCUCCAGCAGCCCGAGGGAGACCUCUUCUCCUGUGGAUGUGACACAACAGAGGAGCCCGCCACCCAGAGCUCCUCCAAUGAUACACCGGCCCCCGAGAGGGCCAUGUGCCAGCCCUGCUCCAAACCCCCAUCCACUUUAGAUACUGAAGAAAAGCCGGCUUCCUCCUCAGAGCAUGAGGAGGAGCAAGAGGAGGGAGCAGCUCCUGCAGAGGAGGAUGCUUCUACUGAGGAGGUAACAAGCCAUGGAGAAGAAGAGGACCUGGAGGAGGCAGCUUCCCGGGAAGAGGAGGCGAUGUCUGAGGAGGUGGAGGAGGGAGAAGCUGAGGAGGCAGCAGCGUCUGAAGAGAAGGAAAAGGUGGCUGAGAUUAAGGAAGAUGAGGAGGAAGCAGAGGAAGAGGAAGUGAAUGAAGCUCAGGAAGAAGUUGCAGAAGAAGAACCUGAAGCUGAAGAAGCAGUCAAGGACACACAGGAGGACACACAGGAGGAAGCAGCAGAGGAGGAGACCGUGGAAACGUUGAUACACGAGGCAGCAGAGGACGAAGAUACGGCUGCUGAGGAAGGGGCUGCAGCAUCCGAACCUGAACCAGAACCCCAAACAGACUCUGAACCCGAGGAAUCAGAGCCAGAAGUCCUUGAAGAACCAGAGUUAGAAGUUGUUUCAGAGCCUGAACCUCAAUCAGAGGAGACCGUAGAGCCAGAACCCCAAGACGUUUCAGAGCCAGAGGUUUCAGAGCCUGAACCAGAACCUGAAGUGUCUGCAGAGCCUGAAGGAGAACUCGAGAUUACAGCAGAGCCUGAGCCUGAAGUCAUUUCAGAGCAGGAGGUGAUUCAGGAGCCAGAACCAGAAGUGACUGCAGAACCAGAGAUUGAAGCGGUCGCAGAACCAGAGAUUGAAGCGGUCACAGAACCGGAGAUUGAAGCGGUCGCAGAACCUGAACCAGAACCAGAGGCUGUUUUGGAGGAGAUAGCACCAGAACCUGUUGAGGUUUUGGAGGAGGAACCAGUGGAAACCACAGAGGAGGUCCCUGUGGUGGAGGAGGAACCUGUUGCUAUGGAGGAGGUGACUGUGGAGGGGGUGACGGAGGAGGAGGAGGCGACGGAGGAGGAGCCUGCACAGUCUCAAACUGAAGAGCAAAAGGAAGGUGCAGCUGCGGGCCCAAAGCCGAGGGACAGGUCCCACAUUGAGAACACGCUGCGAUUGGCGGCAGCUGAACCCUCCGCAGAGUUCUCAGCUGCGAUGAAGACGCUGCUGAGCACAUACCACAACGCCAUCAAGCCGAUGGAGCAGGCCUUCAAGUACAACGAGCUCAGGCAGCACGAAGUCACAGACGGUGAGGUGACCUCUAAGCCCAUGGUUCUGUUCCUGGGACCCUGGAGUGUAGGCAAAUCCUCCAUGAUCAACUACCUGCUGGGUCUUCAUGGAACCUCACAGCAGCUCUACACAGGUGCUGAGCCCACCACCUCAGAGUACACGGUCAUAAUGCACGGGGACAAGUUUAAGACCAUUGAGGGCAUCGUCAUGGCAGCAGACAGCUCACGCUCAUUCUCGCCUCUGGAGAAAUUUGGCCAAGGUUUCCUGGAGCGUCUGGUGGGCAUCGAGAUGCCCCACAAGCUGCUGGAGAGGGUAACCUUUGUCGACACACCCGGCAUCAUCGAGAACCGCAAGCAGCAGGAGAGAGGUUACCCCUACAACGAGGUGUGCCAGUGGUUCAUCGAUCGAGCAGAUCUCAUCUUCCUCGUCUUCGACCCCACCAAGCUGGACGUGGGCGGCGAGCUGGAGAUGCUCUUCAAGCAGAUGAAGGGCCGCGAGUCUCAGAUUCGCCUGAUCCUCAACAAGGCCGACAGCCUGACCACGCAGGACCUGAUGAGGGUCUACGGAGCCCUGUUCUGGAGCAUGGCGCCGCUCAUCAACGCCACAGAGCCUCCGCGGGUUUACGUCAGCUCCUUCUGGCCUCAGGAUUACACUGCAGACACCAGCCGAGGACUCUUCAUAAAGGAGGAGACGUCUCUGCUGGAGGACCUGAACCAGGUGAUUGAGAAUCAAAUAGAGAACAAGAUCGCCUUCAUCCGCCAACACGCCAUCCGUGUUCGCAUCCACGCUCUCCUGGUGGACCGCUACCUGCAGACCUACUACGACAAGCUGGGCUGGUUCAGCGACCCCUACGAGGUCUUCCAGGACAUCGUCAACGACCCGGACAAGUAUUACAUCUUCAAAUCCAUCCUGGCCAAAACCAACGUCAGCAAGUUUGACCUCCCGGACAAAGAGGCCUACCAGGACUUCUUCGGCGUGAAUCCCGUGUCAGGCUUCAAGCAGCUGUCGUACCACUGCAGCUGGAGCGCCGGAUGUCUGCUGGAGAACAUCGAGAGGGCCAUCACACACACACUCCCGGCUCUGCUCAGCGGUGUCAGCAAGGCCUCAGACACGCCUGCACCCACCAAGGCUGCAUCCCCACCUCCCCCUCCACUCCCCGGAACCUGUGAGGGACCCGGGUGUGAGGAGACACCAAAGAACCGCUGGAGGAGGCAGUGACAGGGAGGAGAGAGGGGAGCAGGAGGCGGGAUCAGAAGAGGCAGUGAGAGGGAGGAGCCAGGGGAGCAGGAGGACAUACUGGCUGCUGCAUUGUUGUCAGAGAAGCCAGCACUUCAACAUAGCAUGUUUCCUAAAUGUCUGAUCAUAUAGUAAGGUACCUUUAUCAUUUCAGUCACUACACAUCUUACUGAUUGGACCUUUGAGGUUUAUGUUUAGAUGAAGUGUCCUGAUGUGCAUGACAAACGAUAUCCCAUAAAAAACAUCAACACAACGUGUUCAUGAAGAUAUCUUCACUGGGACAAGAUUUGUAUUUUUGGGCUUUUUUUGGGCCUUCAUUACAAAGACAGGACAAUCAGAGAGAGAGAGAGAGAGAAAAAGAGAGAGAGAAAGGGACGACAUGCAGGAAAGGAGCCACAGGUCAGCUGUAGACCCGGACCACUACAAGGACUACAGCCUCCUUACAUGGGGCGCUCAAACCAACCACUCGUCCCCAGGCGCCUGAAGACCCCUCUUCACCUUCACUCGUCCUUACAGAGAUGAUGGACAUGUUUCUGGGUCUCUGGAGGAGCCAAACACUGAAUGUUUAUGACUUCAUUUAAACAUAGACAUCUAUGUUUACUAACACCAUCACUCAUGAACACAUCUGAUGAUUUCUUUUCCCGCCUUUUUUCCCCCUCUGUAAUUAUUUAUUCCUCUUUGAGUGACGUGAGCGGUUUGACGUUGAACACCGCCUGCCGUUCUUCAGUCGUUUGUGUCGUGUGCUGUGUCUUUACAUUGUGAUUAUUUUCAUGGCGGGACGUUUAGAACAGAAUCAUGUGUUCUCUCUGUCCCCGCCUCGUCGUCAGCAGGAGCCAUGUUGGUCACUGUGCUGUAUUAUUGUUUCUCUUUACUUCACUGCGUCACUCUAAAACAUUUAGUUUGACUCUAACGUCCUCCACACUCAUUGAUGAGCAGCUUCCUGUUGAACGUGAGCUGGUUGUGAUGUCACCGCGGCCUCUCAGCUCUCUGGAUGCUGUUGGUUUGACCUCCACCCGGCUGAACACCACACGGGUAUUCCCUAAACCAAUCAAAUCUCAUCCUUCUUUCUUAAAGUCUGUUUGUAUUUGCGUGAUUCAUUUUGAUUAAAAACAGAGAAACGUC